AUGAGGCCGCUCCUCCUCCGAUCUUUCAAACCGCCGCUCCUCCGGCCCAUCUUCACACCCGUCCGCGCCGCCUCCAGGAAGAAAUAUGUCCCAGACGAGCCCACCAUAGCUCCAGGAUCCGAAAACCACCAUGACCUUCCCUCCUUCCUCGCAUACGCGGAGCGCGUCGAGCUCGCCCCCGACCGCACCGUCUACGUCGGCACGCACUACGAAUAUACCGUCGCCGCCACGCUCAAGCGGUUCGGGUUUCGCCUCACCCGCACCGGCCGCGCCUCCGACUUCGGUAUCGACCUGCUAGGCACAUGGACUCUGCCCAUCUCCGACGGACAUACAAAGAAGAAAAGGAAGGACGCUGAUGCUCAUGCUCUACGCGUCCUCGUACAGUGCAAAGCCAGCAACAAGAUCCUCAAUCCCAAGAACGUGCGCGAGCUCGAGGGUGCAUUCACGGGCGCGCCCGCGCUGUGGCGCGAGGAAGACUUUCUGGGCUUGCUGGCAACGACACAGAAGGCGACGAAGGGCGUUAUGGAGGCGCUCGGCCGCAGUCGUUGGCCGAUGGGAUUCUUGAAGGUGGAUCCGGAUGGGCGGGUGGAGCAGUUUUUGUGGAAUGCAAGCGCGAAAGCGAGGGGGUUGGAAGGGCUGGGAGUCACGCUGAGGUAUCUAGUGGACGAGAAGAGCGAAGAUGGAGAGAUUAAGGUUGACAUAGCUUUGACGUGGCAAGGGAGGCCGCUACCGUACGUAGAGUUGGAAGAGGAGGCGGAGGCUUUGCCCACGUUGCAGAUGAGAUCUGCAGAACUGGAGGAGAUGGUGUCUGAACCUGUAUCAGAACCUGUUAAAGAAAGGCCAAAAAAGAAGAGGUCUGCAAAACUAGAGGAGGAAAAUGUGUCCGAGCCUGAACCUGUGUCAGAGCACAUGGAAGAAAAACCAAAAAGGAAGAGGAUUGCGAAGCGGAAGGAGGAAAAGGCGUUUGAGCCUGAGCCUGAGCCUGUAUCAGAGAACAUCGAGGAGAAGCCGGAAAAGAAGAAGCGCGGCAGGCCAAGGAAGAAGAGGGAGGAGGAGGAAGCUUGA
Molecule: messenger RNA, 1065 nt
Organism: Lasiodiplodia theobromae
Lineage: Eukaryota; Fungi; Ascomycota; Dothideomycetes; Botryosphaeriales; Botryosphaeriaceae
Product: DNA mismatch repair protein
Exons: 1
Coding region: 1-1065 (354 amino acids)
Cellular component (GO): mitochondrion
Source: RefSeq, a predicted model, not a curated record